UGAAUUCCGACACGCCGCUCCAUCCCGCAACCAAUUUUGGGACCCUCCCCAGACAUCAAUUACUCACCCCUUCAAUCGCUUCAGCCGCGCAGCGCUCAGCCUUCCAAAAAAUGUCUUCCGACCUUUGCCCUGUUUACGCCCCCUUCUUCGGUGCCAUGGGCUGCACAGCAGCUAUCGUCUUCACCUGCCUCGGCGCCUCGUACGGCACCGCCAAGUCGGGUGUCGGCAUCGCCGCCAUGGGUGUCCUCCGGCCUGAUCUCAUCGUCAAGAACAUCGUCCCCGUUAUUAUGGCCGGUAUCAUCGGCAUCUACGGCCUGGUCGUGUCCGUCCUGAUCUCCGACGGUCUCUCACAAGACAACUACGCCCUGUACACGGGCUUCAUUCAGCUCGGCGCCGGUCUUGCCGUUGGUCUUGCGGGUAUGGCCGCCGGUUUCGCCAUCGGCAUUGUCGGUGAUGCUGGUGUCCGCGGUACAGCCCAGCAACCGAGACUCUUCGUCGGCAUGAUUCUGAUUCUCAUUUUCGCUGAAGUUCUGGGUCUCUACGGUUUGAUUGUUGCGCUGCUCAUGAACUCCAAGGCGACGCUCAACAUCUCCUGCUGAUAAGCUUUCACAUCUAACACGGAUAAAGUAUGAGGGGACAAGCUGAAACUACCCACGACCCAUACUUGUUCGUGGACCAUCUACAACACAAAUUGCGAUCCUAUGCGUUGGCAUAUGGCAAGACGCGGAACAGGGCAACGACGUUGGGGUUGGCUUAGGGGUGAGCGGGGAGGUCAGUUAGGGGGGGUUGAGCAAGCGGCGCAUCUCGGACACGGUUGGUUAAUGGCUUCGCGGGACGUACAUGUGCUAGUGUCAAAUUAGGGUUGCUCAUUGCUUUGGGUCUUGGGUCCUUCAUCAUAGACGGAUAAGAUUGUAGUCUACUCGGCAAUGGGUUGCUGCUGCGAGGACUUGUUGUGGCGACCCGGUGAUCGGCAUGCCGUGACGAGUGAUGCUACAGAGAGCAGGUAGUUGAGUACUCCGUACUACUUGUAAUGUUAUGAAUCCAUGGCUUUCUCACUG
Parathielavia appendiculata is the source of this 1058-nucleotide messenger RNA. Its product is annotated as V-type ATPase. Lineage: Eukaryota; Fungi; Ascomycota; Sordariomycetes; Sordariales; Chaetomiaceae. Gene Ontology annotation, molecular function: proton-transporting ATPase activity, rotational mechanism. Bases 111 to 599 code for a protein of 162 amino acids. The transcript is spliced from 5 exons. Gene Ontology annotation, biological process: proton transmembrane transport. The record is from RefSeq and is a predicted model, not a curated record. Gene Ontology annotation, cellular component: proton-transporting V-type ATPase, V0 domain; membrane.